Messenger RNA from Bombyx mori (domestic silkworm), 2446 nucleotides. Its product is annotated as organic cation transporter protein. NCBI's taxonomy places the organism in Eukaryota, Metazoa, Arthropoda, Insecta, Lepidoptera, Bombycidae. Gene Ontology annotation, biological process: transmembrane transport. The coding region runs from base 346 to 1908 and encodes 520 amino acids. The record is from RefSeq and is a predicted model, not a curated record. The transcript has 8 exons. Gene Ontology annotation, molecular function: transmembrane transporter activity. Gene Ontology annotation, cellular component: membrane.
UCUGCCUACAAGGAUAACAAAAAAAAUUAUAAUAAUUAUAUUAAAUACUAUAAGAAUGAAUUUUUUUAGAAAAUACAACUGAAUUGUUUCAGACUUUCGUAAAAUUGUCUUGUUGUAAAUAUUCGAGUAUCUAGACGUCGCGUUGAAUAGCUGUAGUUGAGUAGUGCUAGUGUAUAGACAUUUGCUAUUACUGACAUAUGUAGUUAUAUUUGAACAAAACUGCGAAUCUAAAGCAGCAUUUGGCAUAACCGAUUUUACGUCUUGCUUUUAGUUGUUUUUCCAAAAGAUUUUCAGCAUUAUUUACUGAAUUAUUGAGGAGUUUGUACGUAUAGUGCAGUGCUAAUAAUGGUUGUGAAAGAAAAUAUCGAUUUAGAACACGUUUUAUCGAAAUUUAGUUUGAAGAGAAUGUUUUACGUGAAGUUUUUGAGUUUGUUGUUAUUUUCCGGUGUGACGAAUUCAUUUUACAAUGUCAACUAUGUUUUUGCAGCCGCUGAUGUUCGUUAUAGGUGCAAGUACCCGGAGUGUGAUAAUAAGAAUAGUGAAGUCUUAAAUUUUACCUUCGACAAUGGAAAAUGCACAAAAUAUGCACUAUUAAAUAAAGCUGAAUACUGUUCAGUAGAAAAUAUAGAUCUUUCUCGAGGGACUAGCUGCAAAGAAUGGGUUUACGAGGAAAAAGGCAGUUUUGUUGAAGAGUUAGGAACAGCCUGCGAAGAUUGGAAGCGGACUUUGGUUGGAACAGUGCACAGCUUCGGGUAUAUGAUCGGUCUGCUCAUCGUGGGGCCAUUGGCCGAUAAGUUAGGCAGAAAAAAGUUGAUAAUUUUUUCUGGAAUAACCGCUGCGACGAUGGGCUUGGGUAGGAGCAUCACAUCUUCCUACUGGGUGUAUGUGGUACUAGAGCUCAUAGAAGCAUUGUUUGGGGACACUUAUUCAGCAACAUUUAUGCUGGGUGUAGAAAUGGUAACAAAAGAGAAUAGAGUUAUAUUUAUCACUCUCAUGACUGCUAGCACGGCACUAGCCGGUAUAGUAAUGGCAUUAAUAGCAUGGGCCCUACCUUACUGGCGGCAUUUCCUUAGAGCGAUAUACGGUCCUUCUUUAUUCUUUAUCAUGUACAUAUUUCUAUUAGACGAAAGCGUUAGAUGGUUACUAAUCAAAGGACAGAAAGAGAAAGGGAAGGAGAUUCUAAAAAAGGCUGCCGAAGAAAGCAGGGUUGAGCUGAACGCUGACAAUAUUAGCAUUAAAUGUGAGGAUGGAUCAACUAAAACUGAUAUGGUGACACUGUUGAAAAUUACUUUUCGCUCUAAUAAAUUGGUGCUAAGAUUCCUGGCGUGUGUUUGUAUGUGGAUAACGGGCAUAUUCAAUAAAUACACGUUGUUGAUAAAUUCAGUUGAAUUAGAAGGGAAUAAGUACGUUAAUUUUGGUCUGACCACGUUCUCCGAGUUGCCGGCCAGUUUCGUGUUGGGUUUUGUUUUGAAGAAAUACAAGAGGAAGAUGCCUUUAAUAUUUUCAUUUAUUCUGACUGGGAUAUUUUGUGUUGGACAGUCUUUUGUACCAAAAGGUAACGCCUGGCUUUCAUUAGCAUUAUUUCUGAUCGGGAAGUUUAUGGCAACGAUAUCAUACGCUACGGUGUAUCUUUAUACGUCGGAGCUCUUCCCUACGUACACAAGGAACACAAUGCACGCAUUAUGUUCGUCUUUAGGAAGGAUAGCAUCGAUUCUUGCUCCUCAAACGCCUCUAUUGAUACAUCACUGGCCAGGUUUUCCUUCAGUUAUCGUUGGUGGGCUGUCUCUAGUGACUGGUACGGUCGUGAUCUUUAUGCCGGAGACUUCGGAGGAUGUUCUACCAGACACCGUCCGUGAAGCCGAAGCAAUCGGUACCAAAUUUGGCCCGGACACGUGUACCAGAUUAUGAAUAUUGAAAAGAUUCGUGAAUUAAAUAAUACUAUGUACUUGAAUAUCAAAACAUUAUUCGUGAUAUCUUCAAUUCUGAAUUUGACUAUUCCCAAUAAAUUAUCAGAGUGAAGUGUCGGAAGCGGCCAAUAUCAUACAUGUUGCGUUGAGUUUUCUUAGGGCAUUUUAAGUUUUUUUGCUUUUUUUAUUGCCACAUAUAGACCGAGCAGCAUAUGGUCCAAUUCGUCCGAGGGUGAUUUGUCACUGCCGCCCAUGGACAUCACCAAUGCCAGGGGCACAGCCAAGACGCUGCCUACAGCUAAGUACUCUCCGCAAGCUUUGUUGAAAGAAGAAAGAGCCACUUUGUUCAGCUUAUUUGUAAAAUCGUGUAUGAAUGUUCAUGUUAGUGGGUUCAUACAAAAUAAUUGUUUGUUUGACAUACUUUGAACUAUAUGGUAUUCAUAUUUGUAUAUAUCCGAUAUAAAGUGUUCAGCUAUAAAUAUAAUUUUAAUUCUAUUACAAGGUGCGAUGAAAAAAUAAACCAAUACCUUCAUACACAA